This is a messenger RNA of Amoebophrya sp. A25, 2660 nucleotides long. NCBI's taxonomy places the organism in Eukaryota, Dinophyceae, Syndiniales, Amoebophryaceae. The record is from the annotation of a GenBank genome assembly.
AUGCAGCAGGGGUUUACACCUGGUAAGGCAGUGAUCCACAUCGAUCUAGAGGCUAUCGACAUCAAUAUGCAAGAGUUUCUAGAUGCACAACGUGACUACGUCGAACAACGUGGCAAGCGUGGACUACUCAACGACUUCGCCUGGCUACCACUAGCAAACUACACAGAAAAGAAAAUCUUGCGCAAGCAGACCUUUGACGAGUUCGCGUUUUCCUACAGAGUAUUCGUACCGAAGAAGUAUCGCGCAAGUAUCCUUCAAUACUUCCACUGCUCACCACUCGACGCAGGACAUCAAGGUCGCGAUACUACACUAGCAAGGAUCAGACAACAUUUUUUGUGGGAAGGGAUGCGACGUCAAGUUCGUGUUUUCUGCAGAGCAUGCAAGAUUUGCGCACAGAGUAAGCGACGCGCGAUCGUCAGAUCAUAUCCGAGAUCUAGUAUGCUUACGCAUCCUUUUGACUCUUAUGAGAUCGACUUCGUUGGACCUCUAACACCUUGCAUGGAUUUCGUCUACGUCCUCACUUGUAUCUGCCGUUUUAGUGGUUGGAUUUUUCUACGUUGCGUGAAGGAAGCAACUUCGGAGGCAGUGGCGAAAUUUCUCUUCGAGGAUGUGGUCUGUUCCUAUGGACCGUUUCGAGAGCUACGCAGCGAUCGUGGUUCGCAUUUCAUUGCGCAGAUUAUCAUCAAGAUGAGCGAGAUGUUUCAUUUUCGUCACGUUCGAGGUAGUGCAUACAACCCCACAUCUCAGUCACUCAUCGAAAGAACACAUCGACUUCUCAACGAGUACCUUCGCAGUUUUCUACUUCAAACAGGAGGUCGCGCUGAUUGGGUGCAGUACGUUAUGCCUUUUCAGUGGGCUUUUCGAUGCCACACGCAGACAGGUCGUUUUGGACUUUCACCAUUUCAAGUUGUACAUGGGUGGAUGCCUUCGUCUACAUUACAUUUUUCAACCGGUUCCAGUAGCGAGUAUUUCGAAAAGUACUGGAUCGAGCGACUCGAAUGGUUGGCAGAGACUCACGAUAUGAUUCGCGAGCGAGCAGAAGAACUCAUCGAGGCAUAUGUAGAUCAGGUAAAAGAUCACGGCAUUCGAGUUGGCGACCUAGUUUACGUGGCUAAUACAGCUUUCGAGCACAACACUGGAAUUUCUCAUCGCCUGCAGCCUUUGGCGCGCGGUCCGUUCCGUGUUGUGGAAACGUAUGGACAGGCGAUUUUAGUCGAGUCGAUGGACAACGUGGCUCCGAAGAAAUCGUUUAAGGUCAACGCUUCGCGGGUGAUCCCUUUGAAGGAUUACCAUUCCGAAUACGCAUAAUUCGACUUCUCUUCAAGCAUAUGAUAUUUGUCCAACCUUGUCACGCACAAAACAACUUUGGAAAAACCUUGAGUCGGCUACGAGACAAGUUGGAGUGUACAAUGAGGGGAAGGAGUUGAAAACUUUUUCUGCUAAAUUGUCCACGUUCAAAAUCAUAUGCCACUUACUACGGAUUCAUUUCGAAUGUCUUUCAAAUCCUCAAUAUUUGUUAACAUUCAACUAAGUUUGCUUCUCCAGUACAAGUAACAGAAAGUUAGUUUCUCUCACUUGUAAAAUAAAAACAGCUACGACUUCCACUUAAGGGUGCUUUAACUUGUUUAACAGUAUCCACAACAGUACGCUUCGCGCGAGUUACAAGUAAAAAGUUACAUUUCUACUACGACUUGCUUCACGCAGAAUAUUACUUAGAUUGCGCUGACAUCAGUAAUAUUUGUGCUUUCGACUACCGUCCCGGCAGGACUUUGACAUCUUUCGUUCACUUAUUCUGUUCAGUUUUCAAGUUCUAAGAGUUCGACUAACAGUUUACUCAGUCAGAAGUAGGGAGAAAAGUGCUGAAGUAAAGGAUACUUCAGCACUAUACAACAGUAAGUAGGGAGUGAGACAAGACACGCUGCUCCGGCCAGCGACCAACCGGGUUUACCUUUUGCUUAACAACAAGUUUUACUACUGUUUCUUUGCGUUGCAUCACAGUAGCCAUUAAGUUACAUGUCUUGUCUAAAGAAGUUCCAACAUGAAAAACACACUUACGGGAGUACUUUUAGUUUAACAUAUUUUGAAGUAUUUUUGACAGAUCGAAAGUUGCUUGCGUAAUGUUGUCAUCCCACUACAGAAAACUAGGAGGCAGGGUUAUACAAGUAGUUUUGUUGUACUAACGUUUGUAGUUUUCUUUCUUGACUAGGAGGCAGGGUUGUAAGUGACUUUUCAACUACGUUUUCAGACUAAGAGAAAGUAGUCAAGAAAGAAGUAUAAGAUCAGCGGUAGGCUGAAUUUUCGGUGCAUAAAGUCUGUAUAUCUUUUGUUGUUUUCUUUGAAGAAAGUGAAAGUAAAGAAGGAAGAAGAAAGUAAGAGAAAGUAAAAGAAAGAAGAUAAAGUUGUGUAAGUUUUGUUGGAACGGAACGAGACCGAACACGACGAGAGACACAAAAACUGAAACUGAUGAUGGUGCGCCAUCCAUAACUAAAGACGUUCUAAACAACUUCGAACGAUUUUUGUAUCACCUUGAUGAUUGUAAUGAACCUUUAGGUUUUGUUUUUACCCAUAAAAUACCAACAUCGACGUCCUUGGCGAUCGAUGAGUUGCGAUCAAAGUAUCGCUGUUCGAUUAGUUGGCAACAACUAGAUUAGCCAUUUACA